Hyposmocoma kahamanoa is the source of this 3133-nucleotide messenger RNA. RefSeq lists its product as uncharacterized. The transcript has 2 exons. Bases 173 to 1078 code for a protein of 301 amino acids. Lineage: Eukaryota; Metazoa; Arthropoda; Insecta; Lepidoptera; Cosmopterigidae. The record is from RefSeq and is a predicted model, not a curated record.
CGGGCGCGGCGCGGAGGACGUUAGCCCGCGACCGGCCGCCGCGACGUACGUGUGUUGCAUCGCGCUCCGCAGUUCCGCAGCCGUGGCAGUGCCGUGAUGUUCACGCCGUGAUACACUUUCUCAUGUGUGCUUAACUUUCUUCCUACUCAAGUGAUAUUCUUCAAGUUUCGCAAUGGGUGAAUCGCUGCUGAAAGAGGAUCCCCUCUCUAGGAUCCAAAGAGAGAUUAUUGAAGUCACUGAAAGAGAGCGUGAGUUCAAAGAGGGGCAUUUUAGGAUAAACCGACUUUUCUCUGAGUCCACGAUCGACACAAACAAACAAAAUGGCCAUAUGAACGGAGAUACUGACGACAAGCUUCCGCGAUCUUUGAACAGGGCGGUGUCCACUUCGCAGUUGAUGGGUCCGGUGACUUAUUCACCACCUGUCGCCGCGCCUGCUCCCCUACUUAACACCAACGGCUACACUCGUCGCUUCACGCCGCAGAGCGGCACCAAGGGCAUUAUGCAGAGGUUCAUCGCCAACAAGGGCAAACUGCCAGCACCCUCGCCAGUAGUAGCCGCCUCGCCGGUCGCGCUGGCUGCCCCGCCCGUCUUCACGCCGAAUCCUGUCGUGACGCCUCCUGCUCUCGCGACGCCGGCGAUUAACCGCACGCCCGAAGGAAAGCCACUUCGUAAAGGAUACGUUCCUGUGGAGGAAAAAAUACAAAAGGAAUUAAGAGAGAUGAAAGAUAGAGAGCAUGAGCUGAAGCGCAUGCGGAAAAAACAAAAGCCUUUUGACAUUGAUCUAAGCGACAAUGAAACGAGUUCGGAAUCUGAUGAUGAGGAAAUUCCUUUGCCGGGCAAGCUUAGGGUGACCAAAUCGAUCGGCGAGUUGUACGAGGCCCUAACGGAUGAAUUGCGUUCACCGUCACCUAAAAAUAGCUCAGGACACGAAUCCCUGGGUAGCCUGAAGCCGGCCAAGUCUCUGGCUGAGCUUUGUCAACUGGCGCCGGGACAGGAGUUCCUCGCUCCGAGCUCAACGCGCCUCAUCGCGCAGUGGGAGUCUAUCAUCCAGCAGAAACAAGAGGCUGGUGCAGCUUAGAACAGCAUUUAAGAAUUGAUACAAACAAAAAAGGAUAAUUAAUAAAAAGUUUUGGGUUUCAAACGCAGAAGCCGUUGCAUAACUCGAUGUCCAAAGUCAGUUGUUUCGGCUACGACCGUGAGAAAUAUAACUUAUUAAGUUAGGUCAGGCAGGCGAUCGCGCGGUGUGAGUGUACUAAAUAAACUCGAGGAGUUGCAGUGUGAAAAAUUGAUAAAGCAGUGGUGCCGUCGCGUCGUCACUGGGGUGAUCUCGUCUAGAUCGGCUGACGAGUCAAUCGCGAUCGAUUUCUUGCGGUACUCAUCGAUCGCACAGCAAUUAAUUUUCUCCAGAUUGCGAACAAUGCAAAUGAUGGUUAUCCGUAACGGCAAUUACCUCGAGCAUGCGCUGUUGGAAAGCGGCCGAUAUUUGCUGCGAACUCAUCUCCCGAUUGUGAGUAAAACAGUUUCUUCCUAUUGUUCAACGCUCCGGUAGCUUGCUGAAAAACUUGGUAGAUUUUGCCGGCGGAGCGCCGGCGUCGCCCGCCUCUGGCGCUUUCCCGCGCUGCGCCGCGAGUUGUAUCGGAUGUCCCACACAUGCGCUUCCAUUGUAUCAUUCUUUGGGAAAAUUCUCAACGGAUACAAAAACUUAAUUAAUUGCAACUUGGAGCUGGUCCUGUCGGUUGCUGUAAUUUACAUUUUUCGGUUUAUCAGAGCACCUGUUUUGGAUCGAGACGAUUACGAAACGCAGCGAAUGUACUGCAUUCUGUCUAAAUGAGACUCGUAUGAUGUCGGUGAGAAUACCCGCGGCCGCGGCCGGCGCCUGUACAUACUUUCGUUGAUUGCAUUCAUCACGCCUCAUGGUUACAAAUUUUUUGAAACAACUCUUUCUCGUGUUAGCUAAAUAUGCUGUGAUGAACCGAUGAGUACUUAUACGACUUAUACAUUUAUUUACGUACUCGUCAAAAAGUUGUGCCUUCAAAAGCAAUUUACCUCAACGUCUGGCUGCGGCCUGCUGUGGACAUUUUGUGAGCUGAAUCAAAAGACGUAGCUCCUGUUUGUUUAGACUGAUGUAAGCGUAGGACGGGUGGUCUUUGCCAGAGUAAAGCAACUGAUGGCUUCGAAGCUGGACUUCGAGAGUUCAAUGUUUACUAUUUAUUGUACUGAAACGUAUGUCGUUAAUUAUCUUGUUGUUAAAGUUGUGUAGUUUAAGAUAGAUAUAUGAUAUUUAUAUGAACGAGUUAAAUCUUAACACAAUACAAAUUGUUAUAAUCUACAAAAGCAAAAUUAUUGAAAUUUUGAACAGUAGACGUAUCAAAGAGUGUGCCUUAUUUUGGUGCACGUAGCGAGUAGUUAACAGAGGAGUGCUGUAACACAACGACGAUGCGCGAUGUCGCGAUGUCGCGACGGAGACAAAGCCAUGUGAGUGACAAACGUGGCGUAGAGACUUAGCGCGGUGAUUAGUUUUAAAAGAAACUACUACCUAAUUUCGGUAGUAAUUUUUAUUAUUUUACUUAAAUAACAGUUAAUUCGAGUGGAUUAUCGUCGAAUAUUAAAUAAUAUUUCGGGUUACUACACCCGAAUGUUAAAUAAUAUUAUGUGACGACGCAUUUAAAUAAUAAAAUUACCACGGAAAUAAUAUGGAGAAAACAGAACUGAAAACUACGCUAAAAUGUUAUUUGUAUCGUCUAUGCGACUUGACGAAAGCCAUAACUUGUUCUAUUUCGUUCGCGACAUGGCGAUCUCCACUCAAAGGUUUGACAAGAACGAGCAGAGUGGCGUUGUGGUCGGAUACUUCAGUUGUGCGACUGGUCUCCUCUUAGUAACACGUAGUAAGAAGAACGUCACACGUCACUAGUAACUAAUGUAUGUAAAUAAUAAUUUAUUUGUUAGUAAAACACUACAAACUAUUUUCUUAGCAUAAUACUAAAUUAGUCAAUUUGAUUUAAUUGUAGUGGAUGGAGUAGAGCGAAAUAAUGAUUGAGAUUCAUACAGAUAUUGAGAUGAAUAAUAAUGUCUGCAUGGUUGGUAAGGAAGGUUGUUGCGGUGCUAUUGGGGACCGCCGCCGCCCGCCGCCGCC